Protopolystoma xenopodis is the source of this 507-nucleotide messenger RNA. The record is from the annotation of a GenBank genome assembly. NCBI's taxonomy places the organism in Eukaryota, Metazoa, Platyhelminthes, Monogenea, Polystomatidea, Polystomatidae.
CCUAUCCCGUCAGAAGCUGGCCAAUUAGCUUGCCCUCAGAAGCCAAAUAGCCCAUCUACAUCAGUUGUUGGUUCUCUGCAACUGCUGCGUCCGGCCGACUUUUCUUCAUCUUCAGUAGCAACAGCAGUGGAGUCGGUUUUAUCACUUGAAUUCCCAUCUGUAAAUGCUGGAGUGCUUCCUUCAUCUGAGCCUUCAGAUAACUUGUUCGAUGACUGCCUUACUUUGAAUGCCUUUGUUAACACAACGCAGCUUCCAGCAAAACAGGACGCCGACAGCUUUUUGAACGACAAUGAUAUUGAAAGGGUGAACUCUGACGAAAAUGAACCUCCGAGAUUAAACGCACAGCCCGAGCUGGUCUUUGUUACUGAAUUCCUUCCGGCUAAGCAACUGCAGUCGGGUCCAGCCUUCUCUAUGGCUUUAGACGGGCUUAUCUCUCACCAAGCCCCAAAUCCAUCCGAGUCGUCUAACGAACCGAGUACUUAUGCGCUAAGGCUAAAUCUUGCUUGA